UAUAGAUGAUUAUAAUAAAGAAGUCGAAAAGUACACCUUAGAGAAAACCAACUCUAAUUGGACAACACUAUAAACUAAAAGCAAGCAAAGUCAAGUUCUAAAACCAGAUCUCAAAUCCCAUCUCACAUCUGCUUCUUCUCCUUCUUCUUCCUCCUCUGGCGCUCCAAAUCAAAUCCCUACUCCUUGCGAAAGCAAAAGCAAAAGCAAGAGCAAGAUCAUGGAUUCCGAAUCCGGCAAGGACGAGAUCGUGUACGAAUGGAUGCCGUGCAUCCGCAUCUACAAGAGCGGCCGCGUCGACCGCUUCUUCGGCUCCGAGUUCGUCCCCGCCGACGCCGCCUCCUCCGUCGACGCCGUCAUCGACCCCGUCUCCGGCGUCUCCGCUCGCCUCUACCGCCCCCCCUCCCCAUCGCCAUUGGAGCCCGAGGGGCCGGCGCCGGGGCCGCGAGGGGCGCUCCGCCUCCCGAUCCUCGUCUACUACCACGGCGGCGGCUUCUGCAUCGGCUCCGCGUUCAACCCCAUCUUCCACGCCUACUUCAACGCCCUCGUCGCGCGCGCGCGCGUCCUCGUCGUCUCCGUCGAGUACCGCCUCGCCCCCGAGCACCCCGUCCCCGGCACCUACGCCGACGCGUGGCGCGCCCUCCAGUGGGUCGCUUCGCACGCCCCUUCCCCCUCAACCCCAACCCCAACCCCAACCCUAACCCUAGGCUCGGGAGGAGGAGGAGCGUCGGAGUGGUUGCGGGAGCUCGGGGACUUCGGGAGGGUGUUCGUGGGCGGGGAGAGCGCGGGGGCGAACAUCGCGCACCACAUGGCCAUGCGCGCCGGCGCCGAGGGCCUGGAUCGCGGCGUCGCCAUCCGAGGCCUCCUCCUCGUCCACCCCUACUUCCUCGGCACCGAAAAGGUGGAUUCAGAUGCGAUCGACCCAGCGGUGAGCGAGAGCCUGGCGAGCCUGUGGCGGAUGAUGUGCCCGACGACGACGGGCUCCGACGACCCCCUGAUCAACCCGCUGGCCGACGGCGCGCCGCCGCUGUCGGGUCUCGUGUGCCGACGCGCGCUGGUGUGUGUGGCGGAGAAGGAUGUUUUGAAGGACAGAGGCAAGCAGUACUACAGAAAACUGCAGGAGAGCGGGUGGCCCGGCGAGGCCCGGCUGCGAGAGGCCGCCGGCGUUGGCCACACUUUUCAUCUUCUCGGCCCGGCCGGCGAGGAAGCUUUGGCCCAAGAUGAGGCCAUUAGUGAAUUCCUCAAUAGUUAAAUUCGAACUUGUUUCGGCCCAAUGGUCCUUCGGGAGGAGUCUUUUGAUCGGGGGAUCUGCCAGGAACAUAUCAGAUUUAUCGCAUUUGGUGAAAUUCAAUCAUUGAAUGGCGACCAGAUUUAAUGAAUCUUUUUAUCUAUAUUCGGAAUUAGUUUCGCUAAUAGGAUCUACACUGGAGUCUGGAAUAAGAAUUGCAGGCGCAGCUGUUCGCGCAUCUGCAGAGAUUGUUGUAGAAAGAAUGAAGAUUACAUUGUAUUUUAUUUGUUUUCUCAAAAAAUAUACGCUGUUCUUUAUUUUGUAGUUCUUUCUCAAAAA
This is a messenger RNA of Ananas comosus (pineapple), 1564 nucleotides long. Its product is annotated as tuliposide A-converting enzyme 1, chloroplastic-like. The coding region runs from base 218 to 1249 and encodes 343 amino acids. The transcript is spliced from 2 exons. The record is from RefSeq and is a predicted model, not a curated record. Gene Ontology annotation, molecular function: hydrolase activity. Lineage: Eukaryota; Viridiplantae; Streptophyta; Magnoliopsida; Poales; Bromeliaceae.